GCAAGCACAACUAAAUAAAUAAUAAUAAAAAUGUUUUGGCAAGUGGGCUAUGUGGCGUGUGGCAUGCUGCUGCUGCAGCUUGUGGCCAGUGUGCAUGUUAGUGCCUAUAAAAAGUUUGGAAGCAGUUGCCACGACUUGGACUGUGGACCAAUGGAGCGCUGUGUGCUGGCGCAUAUAGCCUGCGAGCAUGAUCAGCGCGAGAAUGAACAUUGUGGUCAAUAUCCCAAAUGUGUGGAGCAUUCCUACAGUUCGGCCCGGGCACGUCGCUCGCCUCAACCGCCGUACAUGUUUCCAGCACCACCACCACAACAACCACUACCACGGCAAGCACCAAUGCCAAUUGCACCAGGCCCAGUUGCUCCAGCUCCGUACUUCAACACAGCCUAUCCCAACAAUAUGUACUACAAUCCGCCACGUGGGCGUCAGGCAAACUCACCCUACACCCAAAUGCAACCCUACGGCAACACUGCUUAUCCCAACUAUUUGUACUACAAUUCGCGCCAGGCAAAUUCACCCUACACCCAACCCUAUGGCAAUUAUUACCAACCCACGCCCAGCUACUACUCCUACUACAUCAAUUUGAAUUUGCCCUUUUCGGGGUAUCCUGCACAAGCUCAACGCUGAACCAAACAAUUCUUCUGCUACCUUUCGCAGAUUCUUUUGCCACCCACAACGUCUCCAUACGACAAGU
Molecule: messenger RNA, 691 nt
Organism: Drosophila busckii
Lineage: Eukaryota; Metazoa; Arthropoda; Insecta; Diptera; Drosophilidae
Exons: 3
Coding region: 31-624 (197 amino acids)
Source: RefSeq, a predicted model, not a curated record